AUGCGUGGACAAAGUCUAGCACAAGCGCAGGCAGAAGUGUUAGAAGCGAGGGCUAUUCAAGUCAUUCGUAACUCGGUGACGACUCGAGGAAGACGCGAUUGCUCCAGAGUGGGACUGCAAAGCGGAUCUGGCAUGAAUGUGUUUGUGAUGAUCGGAAAACGACUAGCAGUUCGUGCUUUCGCUGUUAUGGGCUACACUUAG
Plasmopara halstedii is the source of this 201-nucleotide messenger RNA. RefSeq lists its product as uncharacterized. The transcript is spliced from 3 exons. The record is from RefSeq and is a predicted model, not a curated record. Lineage: Eukaryota; Oomycota; Peronosporomycetes; Peronosporales; Peronosporaceae. The coding region runs from base 1 to 201 and encodes 66 amino acids.